UGAACUCCUUCCCCUGUGCCCAAGUGCGCCUGAGCUGGCAGGGCUGUCCCGUACUCUGUGUCUCCCUGUGAGGCCUUGUGAGCUCAGCCCCGGGGCCUCUGCUGGGCAUGAGUGCAGAGCGAGAGUCGGGGGUCCAGGCUCUGACUGGUCUCCCACAGGGCCCCGGCCCCCCAGCUCCAUGAUGAGUGUCACAUCCUGGUUCCUGGUGAGCAGCAGCGGCACCCGCCAUCGCCUCCCUCGGGAGCUCAUCUUCGUGGGCCGGGACGAGUGCGAACUCAUGCUGCAGUCCCGCAGCGUGGACAAGCAGCAUGCUGUCAUCAACUAUGACCACGAGCAGGACGAACACUGGGUGAAGGACCUGGGCAGCCUCAAUGGGACCUUUGUGAAUGAUGUGCGCAUCCCGGACCAGAAAUAUGUCACACUGAAGCUCAAUGAUGUCAUCCGCUUCGGCUAUGAUCCCAACUUGUACGUGCUGGAGCGGGUACAGCACCGAGUCCCUGAGGAGGCACUCAGGCACGAGAAAUACAGCAGUCAGCUCAAGGGCAGUGCCAGAGGCCUCACGGCCAAGCAGGACGAGGCGCAGCUGGAGAACCCGCCCUACUGCGAGGCGUCAAGUGCCAGGCCUGACCGGGACCGCAGUGACCGCAAGCCUGGAGCAGACACCUCCGCCUACCGCACGCCGCUGUACGGGCAGCCAUCCUGGUGGGGCGAAGAUGACGCCCCCUGCCAGGUCACCGAGCCACGCCAGGAAGAAGCCCGCACAGAGCACCCUAAGGAGCCGGGGCUACCCGAGCGCGAACUCCCUGCGGUCAUGCCCGGGUUCCGGGCCCAUACGGAAUCUCCGGGCUGCCCCAUCCGGCGGGAGCCUAGCUACUUUGAGAUCCCCACAAAGGAGUCGCCACCACCGCCACCACUGCCACCGCCGCCGCCGCUCGUCGAGUCACCUGCGAAGGACGCGCCCCCGGCUGGCCCUGCCACGGCCCCUGUAGUGCAGAGCCACGCAUCCUUCACCAUCGAGUUUGACGAGUGCAGCCCAGGCAAAGUGAAGAUCCGCGACCAUGUCACCAAGUUCUCGCUGCGCCCACGCCGUGCCCCGGGCCAGGACGCGGCACCCGCGGAUGUGCUUUCGGCCGAGACCAAAGUGGCUGACUGGCUGGUGCACAAUGACCCAAGUCUGUUGUGCCGUGCCACCACCGGGGACGGCAGCCACAGCACCAAGAGUGACCUGCCUGUGCAUACGCGCACACUCAGGGGUCACCAGCAUGAGGAUGGCACCCAGAGCGACUCGGAGGACCCCGCAGCCAAGGCGGCAUCAGAAGGCGCUGGCAGUGGAGGUGGCGGUGGAAGCGGCGGAGAGCAAGCACGGCUGCAGCGGCAGAUCAAGCGUCAUCCCCGGGAGCUGCUGCACAACCAACAGGCCUUUGUCAUCGAGUUCUUCGAUGACGAUACGCCCCGCAAAAAGCGCUCCCAGUCCUUCACACACGCUCCACCACCCGGCGACCCCAAAGCCGACAAGCGCCGCUGUCCCGGGAUGCCCGAGAGGGACCGUCCCAGUGCUCCGGCCCCAGCCCGGGCUGUGGGCAGUGGCGGGGGUGGCUCUGGGGUUCCACAGCGCGCCAGCUCACUCAAGCGGGAGAAAACGGAGGAGCGCCUGGGGGGCCCCUCACCAGGCCGAACCACCACCCCCCGGCCAUUCAGCAGUGUGGGCCGCCGCUCCCGCCUGACCCAGGAUUUCAUGGCCCAGUGUCUGCGGGAAAGCGACCCUGACAAGACACCCCCAGCCCCUGCUGCGCCCCCCAGCCCACCCCCCCCUGCCACCCCACAGCUGGCUAAGGCCCGCAAGCAGGAUGAGGAUGACAGCCUCAGCGAUGCAGGCACCUACACCAUUGAGACUGAUGCGCAGGACCAGGAGGUGGAAGAGGCUCGAAAGAUGAUCGACCAGGUCUUUGGGGUCCUCGAAGCCCCCGAAGUCUCCAGAGCAUCCUCAGCCACCUUCCGACCAGUCAUCAGGGGAGAUAAAGAUGAGUGCAUGGAUGGGGCGGCCCAGCGCCUGGCACUAUUGCAGGGCUUUGCCUCGCGCCAGGCAGGUGCAGCUGGCACGGGGGAAGCCCAGGGCCUCCCACUGCCCGGCUCCCCAGGCGGCCAGAAGUGGGUGUCACGCUGGGCCAGCCUAGCUGACAGCUACUCGGACCCAGUGGUCGAAGAUGGCCAGGGGCGCCGAGUGGGGGAUCCCGAGGCCCCACCUGCUCGCCAGCGGCGCCUGCUUCCGCAGCUACCCAGUGACAGGGCCGACAGCCCUGCGGGACCCGAGGCGGCGAGGAAGAGUGGCCCUGGCCCCCCGGAGUCGACCGGCCCAGUUGCAGCUCAGGAGGACCUGGAGCCCGACAGCCUGAGUGAUGCCAGUGGGUCGGAUGGGGGGCGGGGCCACGAGCGGAGCCGCAGUGCCCAAGAAGAGCCAGUGCCACGCCAGAGCGGGCAGGAAGGCCUAGUGUGGACCCGGGGCCGGCGCUCACCCAGAAGCCCAGGGGAGCCAGCGCCUACCUCUUUCUUUAUCGGGGACCAGGACGGGGAGGCUGCCGCCUCCAGGAAGCCUGGGACAGCUCCUGAAGAUGCAGAGGGCCCUGGAAGGGUGGCCCCAUCCACCGCUCCGCUGCGUGAUGGCGUGUACGUUAGCGCCAACGGGAGGCUAGUGGUGCAGCUGCGGCCGGGGCGCUCUCCCGAGCCCGAAGCACCUAGCUUCGCGCGCCAGCAGAGCUUUACCAAGGAGCCAAGCGGCGGACCUCCAGCACCCGGCCCACUCCCGCACAUCCCCAGCCACCCGCUGCUACAGGACCUCGCAGCCACACGGGCUGCACGUAUGGAGCUGCGCUGUCAGGACACGCAGCUCUUCCUGCAGGAGACCGAGACCGCGCUAGCUGCUCUGGAGGCUCAGCUGCUGGCCAAGGCGGCCCCUGAGGACUCGCUGUCUGGAGACUCGGAUGUGGACACAGGCAGCACUGUAAGUCUGCUCAGCGGUACACACGGCACCAGCCCAGCCGGGCCACCCAAGGACAAGAUGCCGUUGUCCCCCCCUGGUGCGCCUGGUGCGGGUAGUCGCAGCCCUGAGACUCGGCUUGGGGAGCCGCAACGUUCCACAGGCCCGCCAGAGCCCAGCUGUGGAGAUGCUUCCUGCCGCCAGGCAGGGCGCCGUGGCCCCACUCCCCAGGGGUCCCUCGACUGGCCAGAUGGGGAACGCAACUCUGGCUCGGACUUGCUUGCCUCAGAUCCUGAGACGGCAGCAGGGGGCCGGCCCACCCCACGCAGGAAGCCACAGGUGCCCCUGACAUCCCCUGCAGCACGGGAGGAGCGUGGCCGGGCCUCCAGCGCACAGAAGGUGCAGCAGGCACUGACCCGCUCCAACAGCCUGUCCACACCACGGCCCACACGGGCGUCCCGACUCAGGCGGGCCCGCCUGGGAGACGCCUCAGAUACAGAGGCGGCGGACAGCGAGCGAGUGUCCCCCGCACACCCGGAGCCCCUUGGCCGGCCAGCCCCUGAGCAGACCAAGAAGCUGUCGCGUCUGGACAUCUUGGCCAUGCCCCGAAAGCGGGCCGGUUCCUUCACAGGGCACAGUGACUCAGAGCCCGCGCCCCGCUCCGGCUUCUCAGGCCGCAGCAUGGAGUCAUACUGCGCCAGCCGCAAACCCAACAUGGCUGAUGCCCGGGCUGCUGCCAAGAAGACCGCCAGCAGUGCAGCCCCACGACAGCCCUUCAGUAGGGCACGUCCGGGCAGUGCGCGCUACUCCAAUACCCGGCGCCGCCAGCAGGGAUCCGACUGUGCAUCCACCUCAGAGGAGGAGUCUGGCUCCCACCAGGGUUCUCCCAAACACACGCGUCCUCGUGCCUCAACAGCCACGCAGACCCCGCGGGCUGGCGGCUCUGGACGCGGCCGACCCCGCGCUCCUGGCAUCCGGGACACUGACGAUGAAGAGGAGGGGACCGACCCCUACGGCUUCAUAGUUCAGACAGCCGAGAUCCAAGAGAUCGCCAGGCUGAGCCAGACCCUGGUGAAGGAUGUGGCCAUCUUGGCCCGGGAGAUCCAUGAUGUGGCGGGGGAUGGUGAUAUGCUGGGCACCCCCACCAACGCGCCCAGCACCCCCGCCUCCACCAUCUCUGCCCAUGAGGAGUUGGUACAGCGCAUACCCGAGGCCAGCCUCAACUUCCAGAAGGUACCACCUGGCUCCCUGAACUCUCAGGACUUGGACCAGAACAUGAACAGCAGCCGCCAGGACUCCAUGGGCCACAGAACGCGGCCAUGGAGCCGUGAGGAGGUCAUCUUCGACAAUCUGAUGCUGAACCCCGUUUCCCAGCUGUCGCAGGCCAUCCGUGAGAACACCGAGCACUUGGCCCAGAAGAUGAAGAUUCUCUUUCAGAACUCAGGUCAUGCCUGGGAGGACCUAGAAGCCCGGAUCAAUGCUGAGAAUGAGGUGCCGAUCCUAAAGACGUCCAAUAAGGAGAUCAGCUCCAUCCUGAAGGAACUGCGGAGGGUGCAGAAACAGCUAGAAGUUAUCAAUGCCAUUGUGGACCCUAGCGGAAACCUAGACCUUCUGACCGGAAGCCGGGGCUGUGGGGGCGUUGGCCCCCUGGGGAAGAGCCGGCCAGUGGCCCCCAGCCCAUCCUCACCACCCUCAGCUCUGCCCCUGCACAGCUUCUCCCCACGGGCCACCUGUGGCUCCCCUGGCCUCCCAGACCCGGCCUUCCUCCCUGACUUCCUGCCUGACUCCGAGAGGUUCCUGAUCUAGGGGUCACUGGCCUCCCACAUCGAAGCCCCCCACAUGUGCCAUACCUUUGUGGGCGGUGCCUAGCACCCCGCCCUGCCACACUCCACACCUCCUAAUUUUUCAUCCUGUGGCACCCCUGCCCUGCCCGCUGGUCUUCAGGCCCAGUUCCCACUGCGACCACUGCAAAGGGCCCCACGCAGGCAGGCAUGCCCAACAUCGCUGUUCUUUUGUCUUUAGCUUUAAGGGAAAGCGUCCAUCUGUCCGUCCUCUGUGCUGCAGAGCCUGUGCUCCUCAGUCUGGGCCUGUGUGGGCCGGCAGUGGCUCCUUCUGUGCCAAAGUGCAGGUGGGCACCGGGUAGGCAGGGCACCUCUGGGCUCCUGACUGCCAGCUCCGUUGCCCAGCUCCAGGCCUGCUCUGAAAAGUCGCCCCUGGGAAUCUCCCAGUUUUGCGACUCUCGUGCCAACACACAACUGCCAAAUGCAGGGAGAGCCUAGUGGUGGGCGGCCUGCAGAUGCCCAGCAGCCCUGUGUGGGGGGGCCAUCCUGCCAAGGGGAGAACCGAAUUCCAGAAGCUCUAAGGGAACAUACCAGUCUCACCGCUCCCAGGGCAGCUCUGACUGGGGUCCCAGGGUCAGGGAAAUAUGGAGUGGCAAGUAUGGUGGGCAGUUCUGGUUUCUUGGGAUUUUUUUAUGGGACCCUGCAGUGAGCAGAGCUUUAUCCCUCCUGGGGGACUGAGGGAUCUGGAGCCCAGAUGCCAAAGAGCCAGGUGGGCCAGGCAGGUGCCCAAGAAUUGUGUUUACGUGUCGUUGGGGUGAGCGCAGAGCCAGCACCCAUGUUUACGUGUGAGAGUGCGGGGGGGG
Molecule: messenger RNA, 5618 nt
Organism: Suncus etruscus (white-toothed pygmy shrew)
Lineage: Eukaryota; Metazoa; Chordata; Mammalia; Eulipotyphla; Soricidae
Gene: CEP170B
Product: centrosomal protein 170B
Exons: 18
Coding region: 179-4780 (1533 amino acids)
Molecular function (GO): protein binding
Source: RefSeq, a predicted model, not a curated record